GAGGGGGUGGCAUGGCGGGCAAGGAUGACACCGGAGUUCGACGAAGAAGUGGUGUUUGAGAAUUCCCCACUGUACCAAUAUCUGCAGGAUUUGGGACACACAGAUUUUGAAGUAUGUUCCUCAGUGUCACAGAAGGCAGAGCAAUGUGCAGCAGCAGAAAGCCAAAGGGAGCAGACUGUGCGUGCUGCCCAGAAGCAAGGUAUCCUGUCAAAACUAGUUGAGUUUUUUAGAAGCUGGUUUCCUUUUCCACAGUAUAAGAAAAAUGAUGACAUACUUCACCGACUGGACGUUGGAUUUCGAUUUGACACGCUCCGUACCAUCCUGCAACAGGAAGUUCUGCUGCAGGAGGAUGUGGAACUGAUUGAAUUCCUUGACCCCAGUAUCCUGUCUGCAGGGCAGUGUAAGCAACAGGAAAACAGACAGCUUCCAACGCUACGCUCCCUAGCAGCUCCUAAUAUUUGGGAUGUCUCGCUGUUCCUUGCCUGUGUGAGCGCGCUGCUCGUGUUUCCUUCGUGGUGGGAGGAAUCCUCGUGGCUGCUGUGCGCGCCCCUGCUGCUCUAUGCAGCCGCCAGGGCGUGGGGCACGUGGAGGACGGCCAAGCUGCAAAUGUCCCUGCGAAAACACUGCAUGCAGCUGGAAGAAACAGUGGCCAAUAGCCGGGCCUUCACCAACCUCGUCAGGAAAGCUCUACGGCUCAUUCAGGAGACUGAAGUGAUUUCCAGAGGAUUUACCCUUUUGCUUGACAGGGUCAGUGCCGCUUGCCCAUUUAAUAAAGCUGGACAGCAUCCUAGCCAGCACCUGAUCGGCCUGCGCAAAGCCGUGUACCGAUCCGUCAGAGCCAACUUCCGAGCUGCAAGACUGGCCACGCUGUACAUGCUGAAAAAUUACCCUCUGAACUCGGAGAGUGACAACGUGACCAGCUACAUCUGUGUGGUCCCCUUUAAGGAGCUGGGCCUGGGGCUGAGUGAAGAGCAGGUCUCUGAAGAGGAGGCACACAAUCUGACUGAUGGCUUCAGCUUGCCUGCACUCAAGGUCCUCUUUCAGCUCUGGGUAGGGCAGAGUUCAGAGUUUUUCAGGAGGCUGGCGCUGCUGCUGUCCCCGGCCAACGCGUGCCCCGCGCCGUCGGCGUGCCCGGAGCGGCUGCCUCACCGCAUCCUGCGCGACGUGGCCCAGGGCCUCCCCGGCACGCACGCCGCCUGCCUGGCCGAGCUGCGCAGGAGCUACGAGUUCUACCGCUACUUCGAAACGCAGCACCAGGCGGGCCUGCAGUGGGCAGCCAGGGGCAAGCAGCAGUGCAGGGAGCUCAACAGCCUGCAGACAGCCGUGCGCAGCCUGCAGCUGCACCUCAAGGCCCUGCUCAAUGAGGUAAUAAUUCUUGAGGAUGAGCUUGAAAAGCUUGUUAGCACUAAGGAGACAUCUGAGUUGACAACAGAAGCCCGUCAGGUUCUGGAACAAAAACUAAAGUUUCUGCAGCCUCAUAUCCAGGCAAGCAACAGCUGCUGGGAAGAAGCCAUUUCUCAGGUAGAAAAAAUGAGUGGAAGAAACCCAAACAAAAAAGGCAAAAUUGAAGUUUCCUGUGACAACCUACAACAUACUACAGUACCUUUAACACAGCCUGCCAUAUACAUAGAAAACAAAGAUCCAAUCCCUGAAGAGCAGGAACUGGAAGCAUAUGUUGAUUAUUCAGACACAGAUAAUGAAUACAAAAGGGAAGACUUUUACUGCUUUUCCCAAGAAGAAAGAGAGAGGCAAGAGCGAGAGAGACAGGAAUCUAAGAGGGUGUUACAAGAAUUGAAAUCUGUACUGGGAUUCAAGGCUUCAGAAAUUGAAAGACAGAAGUGGAAACAGCUACUAUUCAGUGAACAUGCUGCAGUGAAACCCUUGUCUCCUGUAGAACCAUUGAAGCUACUAAAUAAUGUGGAAUCACAUAUGAAUUCAGAUACAGAAAAGCAGGACUGCAGCCAAAGUUGUGAUAAAUCUGAAGAAAAAGACUCUAAUCCAGAAGUGAAUGCUGCUGAUAAAAGCAGGACAGAAUAUUUGUAUGAAGAUCCUGAGAUGGAGAAAAACAAAGACAGUAUUACAGAUAAAGAUGUUUCUACAGAGGCUGGAGGAAGAAUGUAUUAUCAGUGUGAAGGGGAUGCUGAAGAGCUCAAGCCAAGCAGUGUGGAUGGAGUAGAGGCUUCACAGCCUCCCUCUAUGGAUGCAUUACAUUCAAAAAUCAAGGAGAGGCUGGCCCAGCUCCACAUAUCAACAGAUUUUAACUUCACAUCUGGUCUGGCUGCACAAGUUGCUGCCAGGUCUUUCACUUUUACUACAAUGCAGGAAGAGACUUUUGGAGAUGAUGGGGAGGAGGAGGAAGAAGAAAAGACACAGGAGAAUGAAGACCUUGUGGACAACUGUGAAAAUGAAGAGAGAGGCUCUGAAAGUGAAGGAAAAGUAUAAGUCUGAGCUGAACUUUAUUAAACUAACAGCAGGCAGUUUGAUGGAAAAAAACUGAGGUGGGGGGUUGAAGCUGAAAAUACUGGAUGGAAAAAAAAGGAGACCUACAUAUAAUACAUCGUGUUCCCUUAAGACUGAUACACUAAAUAGGACUUCUAAGUAUAUUGAAAAUUUGCAGGUAAGAGAAGUUUGGGAUGCAUCCAAGAAAUAGAUGGCUGUCACUUUGCAAGAUCCUAGUGAUGGGGGUUGGAAUCUACCUUUGUGUUUUCUGUUUUAUUUAUUUAUCGAAUGACAUAUUGCAGUUUUUCAUUUCUAAAUAGAAGGAAAAACAAUGUUUUGAUUUACAACAGACUCCAUUUUUUUCCUUUCUGAUUCUUUUGUCGUGGUAUCAAUGUUUGUUCCAACAAAAACAGCCAGGACAUUUCUUUUGGAAGAACCUGAAAUGUUCUCUGUGAUUGUCCCCCACCACUUUUGUUUCACUGCUUGUGUCUGCAGUGUGUUGGCUAAGCCAUGAUAGGCAUUUGUGAUUCUUCAACUAGUGAUAUGGCACCCAGCUAAAAUGUAGAAUUUUAAAUAAAAACUUGAAAGAGCUAGUAUUUCAUGUGUCCUGGGGUAUGGGGCUGAAAUAGUAUAAAGUUAGUCAUGCUUCAUAUUAAGGUUUAUUUAGAAUUUUAUGAAGGGUUAAUAAAUGAUGUCUAUAAGUUGUAAUUCAUGUUAGAGAAAUGUGUUGUAAGCAAAUUUUAGGGAAGAUUAUAAGCACACCAGUAGAAGAUACUACAGAUAGCUAGAAGCUAUCUAUUGGAUUGAGAGAUGAGAAGUAAACACCUAUUUAUUAAGCCAGCUAUUAAUUGUUUGUUAACCUUUUGUAAACUGAACCUUAAUGUAAUUGUUUGAUUUGAUAUAAUGAUCGAUUGUACAUUUUUGCUUAUGUCCUGAAGUAAUUUUCUUAAAGGAAAUUAUCUGUGAGCUUUGCAGUGUUUUGUUUGAACACCAUACUUGCUUUUCACUAAUGUUCUUUCACUUUUCCUUAGAUCACAGCUUUAAUCUGUGGGAUUAAGAAUCCAUGAGAGAACUACAGCUAUGUAUUUUGUUUCUUGUAACUUAGUUAACUGAUGAUGAAGUCUGGAUGUUUGGUAUGAGGUUAUGCAGGUUGCUUUUUUCUCUGUGGUGGUGUUACAAGGAGCAGGAAACUGAUGCUAACCUCACAGAGGAGCUGGUUAAUGGUUUCAUUGUCCUCUCUUCCUUUUGCUGUCUGACACAUAACAAAGUAAAGCUCCCGUGUCUCUAAUGGUGAGAGCACCACUUCUUUGUGUGGAAUACUCUACUUGGACACCAGCUACACUUCCAGGACAAAACACUGCAUCAGUUACUUAGAGUAUUUAUUGCGUUUUGCAGAUUCUGUAGAGUAAAGGGCUUUUUAGAUGCUGGUGGUGCAGAACAAUAUCUUUCUAGGAUGGUGUCAUGGAAAGCAGGGAAGGUAACACUGGUCAGCAGGUUAGGGUGGAACUCUUGAUGUCAGAAAAUGAGUGUUUUCUUUCAACUCCCUGGCCUCUAUUAGUGAUUUUGCAUGAACACUGUGAAAUAUGUGGACUUUUUCACAGAUGGUAAAGAGGGAAAUACCAAUUCAUAGAGAAGGGAGUAUGACUUACAGUGUUCUUUCACUGUAUAGUGCCUGUCUUCUCCCUCACACACAGGUUCUGGGAAGAGAACGUGUUGCCGUUUUUCAUUGACCAGUAACACUGUGUUCUGUGUCCUUUAUUUUGUGUAAGUGAUUGGAAGCUGAGUGGUUGAUGUCUUAAGGAGGUUCUAGGGAAAAAAAAAAUCAGAUGCUUUUCAUAGUGUAUUCAGAAGAUAAGCCUCCUCUUAGUGGUAGAGUAUAUUCUUCUAUAACUAAAGAUUAGGCUAAGAUGAUGAAACACUUUUAUUUUCUCUGUGGUAAGCAAUUUUUUUUUUGACAAGUCUAGAACAGCUGCUUUGGAUAGAUUGUGUUUGAAGCAUUGUCCAUGCUUCUGAAGAAGUCUUCCUCAUUCUUAACUUGAGAUCCUCACAAAGUGCCCAGAUAUUUUUUUGUUCCUAGCUAAUUGUUGUGACAGCCUAAAUGUAUCUUCCAUCAAUAUUUUUCCAUCAACUCAUCCACCAUCAUCUCAUGAUCUGAUGUUGUGUAUCCCAGAAAGGGUACUCCUGACCUUUUUCUAUGGGAUCCAAAUCAUACUUUACAGUGUGUAAGACUAUGAUACCAACCUGGAAAUGUAAUCAGAUUUAGGAUAUUAAUUAUCACUGUGUUCACAGUUUCAGGUGAAGUCAGAAGUAGCCUGAGUUGCAUUGGUACUGGAAUUGGUGACCAGUCUCACAUUUAUAAAAGCUGCUAUCUCUUUAUUCCUUUGCUGCAGUCCUUAGUAAAAAUUCUGGAGAAUCUACUUUGGUGGCUCACUUGGGGCCCAGUUUUAUUAUAUGCUGGUCUUGGUAAUGAAACUGGCCUAAAAAGCCCUGUCCAUCAUGAGUUGUUCAUUUUUCUCCAGCAGAUGUGUCAACAUGGGGUUUUGUGGCCAUGUUAUAAACCAGUUCACGAGUCUAGCAGGUGAAAAAUUCACCCCUUUUAGGCUUUUUUGCUUGUCACCAUUCUCAUUGCAGCAAUGCAGUAACAGCAGUUACCUCAAAACAGCUGUGUCAGCAUGUACUGUGUUGCUGGCCUGAGGCUCAGGAGAGCCCACAUUUACAUUAUUGGCAAAGAUGGUGUAGUGUGAAAUUACAGCCUUGACAUUAGACACAGCUGUGAUCAAACAAUGACCUUUUUGGAGGAAGUCCUGAUCCUACUUUGAACAAAUAGAUUUUCUACAAGCAAUUUAACUGAUUUCCAUGGUCUUACUUAAUGCAGUCUUAGAAGAUGCCCAUAUGAACACCUGGACUCACUUGUUUUCUCUGCCUCUCAUCACCUCUGUAUAAAACAGCCAUCAGGUCAUUUAUUUUGAUCUAUUUAAUAUUCUCCUUGAAGAAAAAUAUUGCUAACAGUGUACAGCACACAAAGCCUGACUUCUCUCGAGUUGAUAACCAGGUUCCAUCUAUGUAUGUCAUACACUCUGUUAUGAUCCAGAUUUCCUCAUAAUUAUGUCAUUUGAAAUGACUGUAUAUACAUGCUGUAGGUUCCUUCAUGAACCUGAAAGAUUUCUUGGCAUAAUUUAUUGCUGCCUUUAAAAUAAUGUUUGUGAACACACUGAAGUGUGCAUUAGCUGUAAUGAGUUGUCUUAAUAUAUUGAGCAUGUCAAGGUCUGAGUGCAGUUCUGUGUUCUUUGGCUCCUUACCCAAGAUAGGGAUUUUUGUGAAAACAGAACAUUUGCUUCUUAGAGCUUUGCAACUUUUUGAAACAUUUAGCAGGAAGUCCACAAUAAAUUAUGGGUUAUGACAAAGAAUAUCAGCAGCCAAAAUCCUUUCUGAAGAGCAGAGCUAACAAUAAAUGCAUUUUCCCUAUCCCAUUUCUAAUUAGUAGUCCUGUGAAGUAAAGAAACAAGUUAUAUAGGGUUACAUAAUUUCUUCUCCUUCUACCUGGAAAGCACUCUAAAGACAAUAUUUGCUUCUUGGAGUGGAUUACAAUUUAACACUACAUCUUUUUAUAUCACUUCACUUUACAGCUAAAGAUCUAGGUAAAGGCUUAAAUCUAGGCAAAGAUCUGUGAUAAGAAAGUAACUUGUCCCUUUUCUUAAGUGUAUGUCAUUAAAAUUAAAUUGUUGUGUCAUGGAAGCAAAUGUAGAGAGUUACAGAUCGUCUUUCAAAUGCAAUUAAAUGUACCUCUGUCAACUACAGGCAAGAUUUGCAAAUGUGAAAGCUUCUGCCAUCAGUCAUAGAAAUGAGACAGUUUUACUUCCAGCAGAGGAUUGCUGGACAUCACUGAAUCAUGUACUUAGAUUUCUAAAUGCAAGAUGGUAUCUGAUGGAGUAGCCAGUUUUACUGAGAUAACAGACUUUGUCCCAAGCACACCUGUCUCCAUGUGACUGUUUGUUGCAACAUUGGAAAUUUUAUGGUUUUUUUCAGAAGUGCUAAAUUUGCAACUUUCUCAUUAAUUUAUAUGCUGGACUGCAUGGAGUUGUUUGCCCACACUAAAUUCUGUAGUCUUGUAGGUUAUCCCUUUCUUCUUUUUUUCCUUUUUUUUUUUUUUUUUAACAAACAAGAGGACAAGUACACUAAACUGCCCUUGACCUUUAAACUACUUUGUGAAGGGUGGCUGUAGUUCUGCAAGUGGCUUGUUCCCAGAGCUAACUGCUUUUCAGAAUUAACAGAUUUCAUACUAUCUCAUCUGAGCAGAGUGAGAGAAUGGCACUUGGUCAGUGUAAAGGGCCAGGCUGCUCUGGGAUCUUGUCUGUGACAGGGACUAAACAGAUGCUGAGGGAAACUAUUGUGUCCCUACUAUUCUCCAAACUAUUCCUCAGAUAUUUGUGGCUCAGAGACUUCUUGACCCAGUGGUGGUGGAUGUCACCUUAACAGGUUCUGAUGGAAUCCUUCUCCAUAGAUUUGCUCAGGCUCAUGUUUGGUCAAUUUUUCCUAGAUCCAGUGCCAGUACAUCAUCAUUACUGUCUGGUACGCAUGAGAAGAUUUGUCAAUAAACUUCUUUGAUGUUCUACUUUCCUCAGUCAUUCUGCAGAGGUCCUGUUUUCUGCCUUUUGUUUGCUUUCCUUACAAAUCUCUCCAGUUUUGGAUGUAUAAUGACCAAAGUGUGGUGCAGUACUCCAUACUAACCUCAGCAGUGCAGAGUACAGAGUAAUAAUCACCUCCCAUGAAACACCAAACCUUUCAAAUGUAUUUGAGUCCAUAUAGACAGAAAAAUCCUUUUAGAUCUUUUUGCCCUAGCUAUUAGGAUGGCAAAUGAAAAUAUUUGGUCGGAUAGAGGAGAAAUAUUUAUUCACUGUCAGCGGGAUUUGGCUGGACAAUGUUUUUCUUUGCUAACAAAACAAAAAGUUGUUAAAACAAAAUGAUCUCCCAACAGCUGCCACCUGGUCUAACACAAACUAAAGAUGCCAAACAACACUUGUUUAAAUUUCAAUUUGACUUUGCAGAGCUUUUUUGGUCUCUGAUGCAAAAUAUAUUAUCACACAAGAAACAUGGCAUUGGAUAUAUGGAUAUCAGAGAUCAAACCAAAGGCCUCUCAACCAAAGGCUAAUAUUUAAAAUGCUUGGUGGUGUGCUUUAUUCAUUUUCUCAUUAUAUUUAAUUCUCUCCUGUAUAUGUGUUUAUUUUGCCACCUGGAAUUUUAAAUGCUAAAAAAUACAUCCAAUUUAUUCAACUUGGAAAUUUGUGCAGAAAUCAGAUAAGAGGUAAUGGUAGUGCGUGGUAAGACACAGUCAUAGCAAGGGGUAAAAUCUACCUCCCAUGAACUGCCCUUUGUAGAUGGAUAAAGCAAUGUUGCUGGAGCUACAGCUGGAUAUGACACUGUUCUUGAUGUGCUGCCUUCCCUUUCACACUGCUGUGGCUCAGAUUAUUGGCAGCUUAUCAGAACAGAACUUGGCUCAGCAGGGUGAGUGCACUGUUAGCCCAUGUUACACUGUCUGUAUCGAACACAGGAUUCUGAAAAAGCCCCUGCAAUUAAUAAACAAGGAAAAAGUUUCUCUGUUACAAAGUGGCUUAUUGUAAAAGGGUUGAAUGGGACCAAAACUUGACUACUUUCAUGUGAUCAGCAUAUCUUGACCCUUGUACCUUCUCAGCUUUAAAUCUUAAAGGCCUCCUGGACAGUUUGCUUUAGAGGAUGCAGUUCUAUGACAGCUUAAAUCACUUCAUGUUCAUGAAAUCCAGUCCCUCUUCUAGGCUGGCUUUUGUGAGCACUCAGUGAUCUAGGAUAUGGAUAGGACUGGAAGUGCAUCAGUGCUUUAACUUGCAGCUGGCUUCCUCAAUCCUAAUGAGGAUGAUGCCACUCAUUACUUUCCUCACUCAUUUUGAUUUCUUUUGUUCUUGAGGCCUAGGCUGCCCCAAGACCAUUUGUGUCUUACUCCCCAAAGUUUUUAGGAACUGUUUAUGAUACUGCCAGUAAAACUGAAAUUAUUGUGCAUGUUUUUUUCUACCUACUAAUUUCAUCCUUCUGGACCCUCUGACAUCCAUGGUCCUCUCCCUUUACCACCACUUUUAAGAGGUUCAGAUUUUAAAAUAACACACAAAUUCUUUUUAUGUGUAUUUGUAACAGAAAUAACUAGACCUAGAGUUGUGUACUGACUUUCUCACUUGAGAACUGAAACAGAAGGCAGGCACCAUAAAUGGGGAAUGUACAGUCAAAACAGAAAUAAUAAUGUAUAACAGCUCAAAUUUAUACCACACUCCUGGUGUAUAUUGACUCUUAUAGGUAAUUCUGGCUUACUGAAAAACAUUUUACAGUUGCAUUUUAAAAAUAACUGCAACUCUAUUACAAGGUCCCAAAAUAAGUGUCAUUAGUUGGCUUGAUUUGUGCUCAAAUCUUAAUAUUUAAAGAUUGCUUCCUGACCUUCUCCAGCUGCGUGGAUGAGAACUGAAAAUAAUCUCAGAUU
Messenger RNA from Melozone crissalis (California towhee), 8938 nucleotides. It is a transcript of the gene VEZT, whose product is annotated as vezatin, adherens junctions transmembrane protein. Gene Ontology annotation, biological process: cell-cell adhesion. Gene Ontology annotation, molecular function: myosin binding. The record is from RefSeq and is a predicted model, not a curated record. Lineage: Eukaryota; Metazoa; Chordata; Aves; Passeriformes; Passerellidae. Bases 25 to 2442 code for a protein of 805 amino acids. The transcript has 12 exons. Gene Ontology annotation, cellular component: plasma membrane.